AUGGAGCAGAUGCCUGAGGCAGUGGACGCCUCAGCCAGCCCAGUCACGUCACCACACUUGCACACUAACUCCACCCACACACAAUUUGCUUACAAAGAACAUGCUGCACCACCUCCAACUGGACGUAAGGUGGAGCACCAGUAUUCCCACAAGUUUACAGUAGUGGUGUUACGUGCCACCAAAGUGACAAAGGGGACCUUUGGUGACAUGCUGGAUACUCCAGAUCCCUAUGUGGAACUUUUCAUCUCUACAACCCCUGACAGCAGAAGGAGAACAAGGCACUUCAAUAAUGACAUAAACCCUGUGUGGAAUGAGACCUUUGAAUUUAUUCUAGAUCCUAAUCAGGAAAAUGUUUUGGAGAUCACAUUAAUGGAUGCCAAUUAUGUCAUGGAUGAAACUCUAGGGACAGCAACAUUUCCGAUCUCUUCUAUGAAAGUGGGAGAGAAGAAAGAGGUUCCUUUUAUUUUCAACAAAGUCACUGAAAUGAUUCUGGAAAUGUCUCUUGAAGUUUGCUCAUGCCCAGACCUACGAUUUAGUAUGGCUCUGUGUGAUCAGGAGAAAAUUUUCAGACAGCAGAGAAAAGAAAACAUAAAAGAAAACUUGAAGAAACUCUUGGGUCCAAAGAACAGUGAAGGAUUGUAUGCUACGCGUGAUGUGCCUGUGGUGGCUAUACUGGGUUCAGGUGGGGGUUUUCGAGCCAUGGUAGGAUUCUCCGGUGUGAUGAAGGCGCUGUAUGAAUCAGGAAUUUUGGACUGUGCUACCUAUGUAGCCGGUCUUUCUGGCUCCACAUGGUACAUGUCAACCUUGUAUUCUCACCCUGAUUUUCCAGAGAAAGGGCCAGAGGAGAUUAAUGAAGAGCUAAUGAAAAAUGUUAGCCACAACCCCCUUUUACUUCUCACACCACAGAAAGUUAAAAGAUAUGUUGAAUCUUUAUGGAAGAAGAAAAGCUCUGGACAACCUGUCACCUUUACUGAUAUCUUUGGGAUGUUAAUAGGAGAAACCCUAAUCCACAAUAGAAUGAACACUACCUUGAGUAGUUUGAAGGAAAAAGUCAAUUCUGCACAAUGCCCUUUACCUCUUUUCACCUGCCUCCACGUCAAACCCGAUGUUUCAGAGCUGAUGUUUGCAGAUUGGGUUGAAUUUAGUCCAUAUGAGAUUGGCAUGGCUAAAUACGGUACUUUUAUGGCUCCUGACUUAUUUGGAAGCAAAUUUUUUAUGGGAAAAGUUGUGAAAAAAUAUGAAGAAAACCCUUUGCAUUUCUUAAUGGGUGUCUGGGGCAGUGCCUUCUCCAUAUUGUUCAACAGAGUCUUGGGAGUUUCCAGUUCACAAAAUAAAGGUUCCACAAUGGAGGAAGAAUUAGAAAAUAUUACAGCAAAGCAUAUUGUGAGUAAUGAUAGCUCAGAUAGUGAUGAUGAAUCACAAGAACCCAAAGGCACUGAAAAUGAAGAUGCUGAAAGGGAUUAUCAAAAUGAAAAUCAAGCAAGUUGGGUCCAACGAAUGAUAAUGGCCUUGGUGAGUGAUUCACCUUUAUUCAAUACCAGAGAAGGACGUGCCGGGAAGGUGCACAACUUCAUGUUGGGCUUGAAUCUCAAUACAUCUUAUCCACUGUCUCCUUUGAGAGACUUUACCACGCAGGACUCCUUCGAUGAUGAUGAACUGGAUACAGCUGUAGCAGAUCCUGAUGAAUUUGAGCAAAUAUAUGAGCCUCUGGAUGUUAAAAGUAAAAAGAUCCAUGUGGUAGACAGUGGGCUUACGUUUAACCUGCCGUACCCCUUGAUCCUGAGACCUCAGCGGGGGGUUGACCUCAUCAUCUCCUUUGACUUUUCUGCAAGGCCGAGUGACUCAAGUCCUCCAUUCAAGGAACUUCUACUUGCAGAAAAGUGGGCUAAAAUGAACAAGCUCCCCUUUCCAAAGAUUGAUCCUUAUGUGUUUGAUCGGGAAGGACUGAAGGAGUGCUAUGUCUUUAAACCCAAGAAUUCUGACAUGGAGAAAGAUUGCCCGACUAUCAUUCACUUUGUUCUGGCCAACAUCAACUUCAGAAAGUACAAAGCUCCAGGUGUUCCAAGAGAAACUGAGGAAGAGAAAGAAAUAGCUGACUUUGAUAUUUUUGAUGACCCCGAAUCACCAUUUUCAACCUUCAAUUUUCAAUAUCCCAAUCAAGCAUUCAAAAGGCUGCAUGAUCUGAUGCACUUCAACACCCUGAACAAUAUUGAUGUAAUAAAAGAUGCCAUCGUUGAAAGCAUUGAAUACAGAAGACAGAAUCCAUCUCGUUGUUCUGUUUCCCUCAGUAAUGUUGAGGCAAGAAAAUAUUUCAACAAGGAGUUUCUAAGUAAACCUACAGCCUAG
This is a messenger RNA of Cynocephalus volans (Philippine flying lemur), 2346 nucleotides long. RefSeq names its product phospholipase A2 group IVA (gene PLA2G4A). The record is from RefSeq and is a predicted model, not a curated record. Gene Ontology annotation, biological process: glycerophospholipid catabolic process. Bases 1 to 2346 code for a protein of 781 amino acids. Gene Ontology annotation, molecular function: calcium-dependent phospholipid binding; calcium ion binding. Gene Ontology annotation, cellular component: endoplasmic reticulum; cytosol; nucleus. NCBI's taxonomy places the organism in Eukaryota, Metazoa, Chordata, Mammalia, Dermoptera, Cynocephalidae. The transcript is spliced from 17 exons.